UUGGGCUGGGAGUGGGUUGACGAGACGAGACACAACUAGACGAGAGGCGGAGACUCUCUGAACGCCGAUCCGGCAUUCUCGUACAGACACACACACACACACAAGUCCUGGACCUUGGCGCCGAUCAUCAUCCACCAGAAUGGCACCUCUGUUACUACCACUCGCUGUUCUCACCACCAUUGUGGCUUCCAAUGCAAUUCAUACAGGACUUCAAACCAUUUCCUGCCCCCUUGGAUACUUCCCUUGUGGCAAUCUCAGUGUGUGUCUGCCACAGCCUCUACACUGCAAUGGGAUCAUAGAAUGUGAAAAUGGAGCUGAUGAGGAUGAAUGUGCUGAUCUUCAUGGCUGGCCAAACCUUGCAGAUUGGUACUUCUACCAAGCUCAGCGUACUGAUGACGAAUCAAAGGAUUGUUUACUUGAUGUGUACCCAGAACAGUGCACGUGUACAGGUAUGAUAGUCGACUGUGAAGAGGCAGGACUUCUCACUGUGCCAGCAGUUUCCUCUAAUGUAAUAAACCUGAAGCUAAUGCAUAACAACAUCACAACCCUUGUUGAUGACCAGUUCAUUAGAUACCGACAACUGGAUAUGCUGGCAUUGCAAAACAACUUGAUUCAUUCCAUAACUAGCAAAGCCUUUUCAGGACUUUUCCAGCUGAAGAAACUAUUUCUGAGCCACAAUCAAAUCUCGGUUCUGAAGCCGGGGCUCUUCCAAGACCUUCAUCAGCUUGAAUGGCUCAUUGUGGACAACAACUUGAUAGGAAGCAUCACACAAAAGACCUUUGUUGGCCUGAAGUCUCUCUUCUUUCUAUAUAUGAUGAACAAUUCAUUGGAACAUAUUCCCAACAUUUGUACAAUACUCCCAAAACUGAAUUGGUUGGAUGUGGAAGGGAAUAAUCUUAUGACCAUUGAGAAAAAAUCUUUUCAGACAUGCAGCAAGAUUACUGUCCUGGUUCUCCGCAACAAUAAAAUCAGAUAUAUUAAGGAAGAUACGUUCUCAACAAUGCCACUCAUGGUAGAACUGGACUUGUCUUCAAAUCAGAUUCAGGAGUUGUCUCCCUUGGUAUUCAGAGACUUUGAACAUCUCCAACAGCUGAAUUUAUCACGUAACCCGAUGAACUAUAUCCACAGGGAUCAGUUUGACCACCUUAUUGCUCUAAAGUCGCUAGACUUGGAUGGGAUCAACAUUUUCAACAUCCAGAACCGAAUGUUUAAGAAUCUGGGCAAUCUCUCACACAUAUACUUUAAGAGGUUUGAAUACUGCAGGUAUUCUCCCCAUGUCCGGAGCUGCAAGCCAAAUACAGACGGAAUCUCAUCUUUCGAAAACCUGUUGGCCAACAUUAUUCUGCGGGUCUUUGUGUGGGUGGUGGCUUUCAUCAUCUGCUUUGGAAACCUCUUUGUUAUUUGUAUGAGGUCAUGCAUCACAACAGAAAACAGGCUACAUACCCUGUCUAUCAAAUCGCUCUGCUGUGCUGAUUGUCUGAUGGGAGUCUAUCUCUUUUUUAUUGGUGCUUUUGACAUGAAGUAUCUUGGGGAGUACAACAAGAAUGCCCAACAGUGGAUGGAGAGCAUGAAGUGUCAGCUCAUUGGUGCAUUGGCAAUGCUCUCCACUGAGGUCUCUGUCAUGCUACUGACAUAUAUGACACUGGAGAAAUACAUGUGCAUAGUCUUCCCAUUCACUCAUUACAGGCCGGGCAAGAGGCAAACUUUAUCGACACUGGUGUCCAUCUGGAUUGCGGGAUUCAUCAUCGCUGUGAUACCGUUGUGGAAUAAUACCACGUUUGGAAAUUAUUAUGGAAAGAAUGGAGUGUGCUUCCCUCUUUAUUCUGAACAGUUUGAGAGUCUUGGUGCAAGAGGAUAUUCCACAGGAAUAUUUCUGGGUUUGAACUUACUUGCUUUCAUCAUCAUAGUCUUCUCCUACACCAGCAUGUUUUAUUCAAUCCAUAGAACAGGGACACAGUCAGCAGAGAGGAGCCUCUUCUCUAGAGAGGUAGCCAUAGCGAAACGCUUUUUCUUCAUAGUGUUCACUGAUGCCCUAUGCUGGAUCCCCAUAUUUCUGAUGAAAUUACUGUCUCUGCUUGAAGUAGAAAUACCAGGGACUGUAACUUCCUGGGUUGUAAUCUUCAUCCUGCCAAUAAACAGUGCCCUGAAUCCCAUCCUCUACACGAUCACAACUGCAUCCUUUCAGGAAAAGCUGAAGCAGUGUUUGCAGAACCAAGAGCUCCUUGGACCCAAAAAGAGUCUCACAAGCACUACACAAAUGAGCAGUGUGUAACACA
This is a messenger RNA of Carcharodon carcharias (great white shark), 2276 nucleotides long. RefSeq names its product relaxin family peptide receptor 2, like (gene rxfp2l). The record is from RefSeq and is a predicted model, not a curated record. Gene Ontology annotation, cellular component: membrane. Lineage: Eukaryota; Metazoa; Chordata; Chondrichthyes; Lamniformes; Lamnidae. Gene Ontology annotation, molecular function: protein binding; G protein-coupled receptor activity. The transcript has 18 exons. The coding region runs from base 140 to 2272 and encodes 710 amino acids. Gene Ontology annotation, biological process: G protein-coupled receptor signaling pathway.